AAAAAAAAGUAUAAAGGUACACAUGAACCUACGCAAUUAUGUUUAUAUUUCAAUUUAAUAAACAAAAUCAUAUUAAAUAUUAAAUAGUAGACUCAACAAUAUAGUGGUGAUAUAUUUUAUCAUAAAGUUUAGAGUAAACGAUAUCUGGAAAGUUUAAAGUAAACGAUAUCUGGAAAGGCGACUAAAAGGGUGACCCACAAUCAAAGGAUUGACGACUCAAAAAUUAAUAUGCCUCACGAUUUAAAGGAACUGGGUGGAAGGAAGGCUAUUAAUAUGGCACCUUUAUCCCCGACACCGUGUGCAGAGAUAAGUGAUGAUGAACUAGUUUCUAUCUCAGUUAGGGAUCUCAACAGGCAACUCAAAAUGCGAGGCCUCACUCGAGAUCAGAUUGUAAGAAUGAAACAACGUCGCCGGACUCUAAAAAACAGAGGUUAUGCCGCCUCAUGCCGUAUCAAGCGUAUAGAACAGAAAGAUGAACUUGAGAACGAGAAAAGUCAGGAAUGGCACGAUAUGGAACUGAUGCAGGACGAAAAUAAUAGAAUAAGGGAAGAGAUUGAAGCGUUGAGAAGCAAAUAUGAUGCGCUAAAACGUUUUGCGACGAUGAAGAGCAUUCCUUUGCCGGCAGAACUGGAUAUAUUACCAUGAACUAUAUUUAAUUGGGAAUUAGAAUUAAAAUUACUAUUGUAUUCAAUAAAAUAAGAUAGGAGAUAUUUUAAUACAAAAAACUAUAAUACUACCAUUGUUACUGUGUUAGUACAUAAGACACAUGAGUAAAAAAGUAAGGAAGCAAGUGUUUAACUAGUUUUUUUUUGUAUUUCAUAAAACAUGUUAUGCAGCGGCAAUAUUGGUUGGAAUAAACUUUUUGGAU
Bombyx mandarina (wild silkworm) is the source of this 868-nucleotide messenger RNA. RefSeq names its product MAF bZIP transcription factor K (gene maf-S). Lineage: Eukaryota; Metazoa; Arthropoda; Insecta; Lepidoptera; Bombycidae. The record is from RefSeq and is a predicted model, not a curated record.